This is a messenger RNA of Macroventuria anomochaeta, 2510 nucleotides long. Its product is annotated as kinase-like protein. The coding region runs from base 338 to 2467 and encodes 709 amino acids. The record is from RefSeq and is a predicted model, not a curated record. Gene Ontology annotation, molecular function: protein kinase activity; ATP binding. The transcript is spliced from 2 exons. Gene Ontology annotation, biological process: protein phosphorylation. NCBI's taxonomy places the organism in Eukaryota, Fungi, Ascomycota, Dothideomycetes, Pleosporales, Didymellaceae.
CAGCAACAACAACAUAACAUCGCAUGAUAGCAACGGAUAUCCCGACGGUCAUGCUUGAUAAGCGCAACGAUAGCGAAGCCAUUCGCCCCAUCUACUGUCACCGUCCAUGGGCGAUUGAUUGAAACAUUGCAGAAGGAAGUCGUCGAGAGCUAACCGCAGCUUCCCCGCUUACGUCGAUCACGACUGCCUGUAAACAAAGGGCAGGCUUCGAUCAAACGGAUCGCAUUGGUUUGAGCGUUUGUUCGGCAUAUCCGGCAGCCUUGCGCUGGCAGAGUGAGGCUCUGCGUUGUCACAGGGAAAAGUGGAGGUGGUGGAUCAGUAUACCUUGCCAACAUCCAUGGAUGAUCGCGAACGACAGAGGAGCAUGUCGCUCAUACCGUACCUGCCAGCAGAGUCGCGGGAGAUUGUUCUGCGCCAUGGUUCCGCAGUUGUCGUCUAUGAUCAGCGUUCCAAGCAGCUCUCCCUCCGCGAUGCCUCCAAAUCCACCGCCCUAGACGAAACAUCCUGCCCAUACUGCCACCGAGCUUACCGCGACGCCUCACCACACGACACCGACGAUGACGAGCAUCCGCAUUCACCGGGCGAACCUGGUCUGGACCAUGGGUUCGUCAACCCCGGGUACUUCCAGAUGCUGCGCGGUAGUCAGCCCAGCUCCACAGCAGGCUCGCGUCCACCGUCACCGCACAAACAGCUAGGGCCUGCGAUAACUCGAGAACCACAUGCCGAGUUUCAUGCACCGGAAGGAGCGGAGUUCGUGGGUAGCACGCCUAUGCCUCCAAGGAAUCAGGGCAUAUCUGCGAGAGCGUUCAGCCCCAACUACUUCAAGACAUUCUUUGUCGAGGAGAGAGAGCUUGGAAGAGGCGGGAAAGGAGUGGUCCUCCUCGUACAGCAUGUCUUGGACGGGGUGCAGCUGGGCAAAUUCGCUUGUAAACGAGUGCCUGUCGGCGACGAUCACGAGUGGCUCGAGAAAGUCUUGAUUGAGGUGCAAUUACUGCAGAAUUUAUCGCACCAGAAUCUCGUUUCGUACCGACAUGUUUGGCUCGAGGACUACCAGAUCAACACCUUCGGUCCAAGUGUCCCAUGUGCCUUCAUCCUGCAGCAGUACUGCGAUGGAGGAGACCUACACGGUUACAUCUUGGACUCUGCGAAGACAACAAUUACAAAGGAUCAGAUGAAGGAGCGCCUAAGACGAAGGUCGAAGGGACAGAUGGAGGAGCCGGAGGACAUGCUUGGGCCACGGCGCAUGCAUUUCGAAGAGAUUAUCUCGUUCUUCAAGGACAUUACGUCUGGGCUGAAUCAUCUUCACGCGAACGGCUACAUCCACCGCGACCUGAAGCCCAGCAACUGCCUUCUGCACCGCGACAAAUAUGGUAUGAAGGUCUUGGUGAGCGAUUUCGGCGAAGUGCAAUCAGCGAACGUUGCAAGGAACUCGUCUGGGGCCACAGGAACCAUAUCAUACUGCGCACCUGAGGUCCUUAGGCAGGAACGACCAGGCGGACCGUAUGGGAACUUCACCACCAAGUCAGACAUCUUCUCCCUUGGCAUGAUCGUCUACUUCAUGUGCUUUGGGCGCCUGCCAUACAGGAAUGCGGACGGCAUCGAUGAAGACAACGAAGAUCUGGAUCAGCUGCGCGCCGAAAUCUCAACUUGGGCAGGUAUCGACGACGAACAGCGCGUGCGAUCUGAUCUGCCUGAGAAGCUGUACAGAUCACUGAAGCGUCUACUCGCGCUGAAUCCAGACGAACGCCCAGCGACCGAGGAGAUUUUACAUGUCCUCAAGUCACCAUCCGUCUUCGAUGAGUUCAAUGCCUACGCCGGCCCAUCAGGUAUGGACGACUUCGGCCCUCGUAUAUCUCGUGCAGACACACCGAGCCCCGGGCCUGCUCAGAUGACUAGGAAACGGAACUCAAUGAAUCAAUACACAAGGCCGGGUCGUUCCAACCUGGGCGCAUCGGUGAUGGAGCGCUCACCGAGCCCGCCACCUGCCCAGCUCACGCGAAGGACGAGCUCGGAAGAGGCGGCGGUGGUUCUGAGGUCGAAGAAGUUGGAGCUUCCAAGGCCGGAAGAGGUCAUUCGGACGCCCACUCCGCAACGGCUUAUGCUUCCACCGCCGCCGCCAGAGAGUCAAGGUCGGCUCAGCCAGUAUCGCAGUCGCGCGUUCAGCAUCUUCGAGAACCCAGCUACAGCCAGCGUGGUCAGAGUCAUUAUCUUGUUUGUGAAGGUAGUCAGCUUGUUCGGUCCCUGUCAGCCAUUUGCUGCAGAGUCUUGGGCGGCAUACUCAUUGCUCGGUCUAGCAUCCUUAGAUUUUCUGUACCCGCACGUAGUAAUUCUACCGCAGACUCGGCGGUGGUACCCUGGAGGGCUGGCGGGGAGUGUGGUAUUGAUAUUGGUGCAUACAGCGAUUGUAGCGGUGCUUUGGAGGAACGGUAGGCUAUGUGCUAGAAGCAUUACCUGGGAUCAGUUUUGAGCGGGAGUAGACAGGUACAGAGAAGCGACGAGGUAAGAACAGC